UGCCGCGGGCGCCUCCCCCUAUGGAGCAGCCUCGCCAUGGAGCCCCUCACAGCGCUCAGCCAGGAGGGCGCGGGCGGCGGGGAACCGCCGGGCGGCGGACCGCUCUGGACGGCCGUCUUCGAGUACGAGGCGUGCGGCGAGGACGAGCUGAGCCUGCGGCCGGGAGACGUGGUGCAGGUGCUGUCCCGGGACUCGCAGGUGUCCGGCGACGAGGGCUGGUGGACGGGGCAGAUCGACCAGCGCGUCGGCAUCUUCCCCAGCAACUACGUGAGCAGCGGCGUGCAAGGGGGCGGCCCGGAGCUGCGCGCCCGCUACCCGCCGCCCCCCACCAUACAGCUCUUGGAGAUCGACUUCUCAGAACUUGUUCUGGAGGAAAUCAUUGGCAUAGGAGGCUUCGGAAAAGUAUAUCGAGCUGUGUGGAUAGGAGAUGAGGUUGCUGUCAAGGCAGCUCGUUAUGACCCUGAUGAGGACAUCAGCCAGACCAUUGAGAAUGUCCGCCAAGAAGCCAAGCUCUUUGCAAUGUUAAAGCAUCCCAACAUCAUUGCCCUCAGGGGCGUGUGUUUGAAGGAGCCUAAUCUUUGCUUGAUCAUGGAGUUUGCCCGUGGAGGAUCAUUAAAUAGAGUGUUGUCUGGUAAAAGGAUACCUCCUGACAUCUUAGUGAACUGGGCAGUACAGAUUGCAAAGGGAAUGAACUACUUGCACGAGGAAGCAAUUGUUCCUAUAAUUCACCGUGACCUGAAGUCCAGCAACAUACUGAUACUCGAAAAGGUGGAAAAUGGAGAUCUGAGCAACAAGAUAUUGAAGAUCACGGAUUUCGGCUUGGCCAGGGAAUGGCAUAAAACUACCAAAAUGAGUGCAGCUGGGACCUAUGCCUGGAUGGCUCCUGAGGUCAUCCGCUCCUCCAUGUUCUCCAAAGGCAGCGAUGUGUGGAGUUAUGGCGUGCUGCUUUGGGAGCUGCUAACAGGGGAAGUGCCAUUCCGAGGAAUUGAUGGUCUUGCAGUAGCCUACGGUGUUGCCAUGAAUAAACUUGCUCUUCCAAUCCCUUCCACGUGUCCAGAGCCUUUUGCCAAACUAAUGGAAGAUUGUUGGAACCCUGACCCACACUCACGACCUUCCUUUGCCAGUAUCCUAGGCCAUCUCACCGCUAUAGAAGAGUCUGGUUUCUUUGAAAUGCCCAAAGAUUCCUUCCAUUCCCUUCAGGAAGACUGGAAACAAGAGAUCCAAGAGAUGUUUGAUCAGCUCAGAGCCAAAGAAAAGGAGCUUCGCACAUGGGAAGAAGAGCUGACUCGUGCUGCUGUUGAACAGAAGAACCAUGAGGAGUUGCUCCGAAGGCGGGAACAGGAGCUGGCAGAACGUGAGAUUGACAUCCUGGAAAGGGAGCUCAACAUCAUCAUCCACCAGCUGUGUCAGGAGAAGCCUCGUGUGAAGAAACGUAUGGGGAAGUUCAAGAAAAGUCGGCUCAAGUUAAAAGAUGGCAAUAAUAUCAGCCUGCCUUCAGAUUUCCAGCAUAAAUUCACUGUGCAGGCUUCUCCAACAAUGGAUAAAAGGAAGAGCUUGAUCAGUAGCUGCUCCAGCCCUCCUGCAAGUCCUACCAUUAUUCCCAGACUCAGGGCCAUACAGUUGACUCCUGCUGAAAGCAGUAAAACAUGGGGACGAAACUCAGUCCUUCCAAAGGAGGAAGGAGAGGAAGAAGAGAAGAGAGGCCAGAAGAAAAAAGGACGCACCUGGGGACCAAGCUCACUUUGUCACAAGGAGCUAGGUGCAGGAGAGGACAGUCUGAAAGCUCUGGUAGAAGGAUACAAACAGUGGUCAUCCAGUGCACCAAACCUAGGGAAGAUUCAGAGAACUGCACCUGCUUUUCCAGGAUUCACCAGCUUAGCAGAGAUGGAUGAUGAAGACAGUGAAUGUCUUAAUGGGGAGGGCAAAGUGCACCCUUCACCUGGGCACAACCAGUCAUACCUCUGCAUCCCGUUUCAGAAGAAUGAUGACUGGGAUGGGCCUUCUAGUGAUGCCAAUGAUGAGUCCACUCCUGUGAACUCUGCUACAAGCACCCCACAGCUUACACCCACCAACAGCCUCAAACGUAGUGGCUCCCACCACAAACGGUGCGAGGUUGCCUUGCUUGGCUGUGGAGCGGUUCUGGCUGCUGCAGGCCUGGGGUUCGAUCUGCUAGAAGCGGGGAAGUGUCAGCUGCUGAUUGAAGAGGAGCCAGAGCCACCCAAGGAAGAGAAGAAGAAACGUGACAGCAUUUUCCAGCGAGCUGGGCGCCCACGCAGGAGCACUAGCCCUCCUUCUCGAAAAAUCUUCAAGAAAGAUGAGCCCAUGUUGUUGCUUGGCGAGCCAUCCACAUCCCUCACCCUUCUUUCCCUGUCUUCCAUUUCCGAAUGUAAUUCCACCCGAUCCCUGCUGCGCUCAGACAGUGAUGAGAUUGUGGUAUACGAAAUGCCUGUCAGCCCUGUGACAGUCAAGGCUCCCUUGCCAGCCAUUAAUAACCCACUAGUUAAUGUCCAGAUUGAGAGAUUCAAACAAGACCCCAACCAGUCCCUCACUCCCACGCAUGUGACGGUCUCUUCCCACACCCAGCAAGGCGGGCACAGGCGCACACCUUCUGAUGGGGCCAUCAAAGGGACUGGACUAGUUGUCAAUGGGUGCCCAACCAGUGGAUGCCCUUCCAGUAGCUGUUUAACUGGAGCACUGGGAGCAGGUGUAUUAAAAACACCUAGUCCAAGUAGAGAUCCAAAUGAGGUCCCUCGCCUGCCAGAUCCCAACCUUGUUUUUCCUCCAACCCCGAGACGAUGGAAUGCACAGCAGGACCCCACGCUGGAAAGACCCAAGACCCUGGAGUUCCUGCCUCGGCCUCGGCCCGCAGCCAGCCGGCAGCGGCUUGAUCCCUGGUGGUUUGUGUCACCCAGCAAUGCCAAGGGUGAAUCUUCUGCCAACAGUUCAAGUACUGACACUCCAAGCAAUCUGGACUCUUGUUUUGCUAGUAGCAGCAGCACUGUAGAAGAGAGACCUGGACUUCCUGCACUGCUUCCUUUCCAGGGGAGUCAUCCUGUAGAGGAGCGGACACUGUUGGACAUAGAUGCUGAGGGACAGAGCCAAGACAGCACCAUUCCGCUAUGCAGAAGUGAACUUAACACACACAAAGCUACAGCAUAUGAACUCAAGCAAGAAUUCUGGUCUUAGUAUGAAAUUCACUCGGGACAGUAAGCCCCUCUAAAUUCAAUUCUACUUUUUGCACUGAGAAUGCACUUUGAAGACAGAUGAGUUAGAUGCUACGGAGAUCGUAUGGUGCUGCCUCUGCUGAAGGUGUUGUUUAACUGCCUGAUUGUUGUCUGCAGUUGGGUGUAAUUUGGCGACUCAGAGCUGCUGACUUUGCUGUGGGGUUUUUCUGUAGUCUUCCCUGUCACCUUAUUGCAGUUUGUAUCUGCAGUAAGCUAAAAUUAUCAUAUCGAAGUCUUUGUUACUGACCUUGUAGGAUUUGGCACUUGCAGUGAGUAUCUAUCCUGGUAUUCAUCAGUAUUUUCAAAACUCAAAUGCUGUAAUACAGCAGAUGCCAGUAUUUAUUUUUCCCAAAAAUUCCAGGAAAGAAACAAGUAAAUAUUUGGAGACUACCUUCUCUGAAACGUGUCAUUAGAUAGGCCUGGGAAUCAUGGUGCCCCCACUGAAGGAGCAGAAGUAGCAGUCUUACUCUUUCUUGCCCUCUUUUGUUCAUGUCCUAGUGUAAGGUGGAUUGCUGAGGAAGGCUGUGGCGUCUCUAUUGGUGGAGGUCUUGGAGAAGAGACUGGAUGGUUGGGAAUGAGUAGGUGUAGUUGAUCCUGGCUUCAAGGCAGGGUGAGUGGACUUCAAUGAUCUUUUGAGGACCCUCUCAUUCCUAUUUUUUCAUGACCCUUUGCUUUUAAAAUAGUGACUGGGGGUGUUAUGACUACUUACUUCAGCCUGUUAUUUUGUUUCUAGCUGUGGUUCCAUUAGCCUCUUUUUUUGUCCCCCUGUGUCACAGACUCAUAGUUGAGUUGCCUCAGCUUUGGGAGGGAAAUGGACAGGAACUCUAACUUCUGCAAGCAACACGCAGCUUUAAAGAAAGUUAUGCCCCUCAUUGUUUUUCUUCCUGUUUCUCAUGUUUUUUAGGAGUGGCCCUGUAAACCCGAGGUGGUUCCUGUGCAUGCUGCUACUUGUUCAAGGCUCUUUUGAAAUUGAGACUUGCGUUGUUAGUAGUUGGAUUGUGCAAAUAGGAAUCAGAACAUCUGGAUUCUGUCUUCUUUAGUCACUGACUCACUGUGUGACCUUGGGCAAAUAAUGUAACCUCUCCGUGCCUGAAUUUCCCCAUCUGUAAAUAACAGGGAUAAUACCUACCUCACAAGGGGGGUGGGACCUAUGUAGUAUGUUCUUUGAGAUCUUUGUGUGGAAGGCAGUAUAGGCAAGUAAAAUUUGCCUAUUUGUUCAGAUUUGUAAAAGCUCUUACCUGGUCGAGGAAAACUGGGUAAGAAGACCUCCUGCCUUGAAGGAGGAAGUCACACGACUAAUGUGUGCAUACACUCAGUUUUCUUCAGAGGCUGCAAGUGUGUCUGCGCUCCCAGCAAGUCUGUGUUAUUGGGUUUAAUGAGAGCUUCAUUUGUUCCCAGUUUUGGCAUUAUAAAUAAGGGAUGUGGCCUUUUUACGUGAGUGUGUUAGGGUAGUCUGCUUUAUUGAGGGUACAGCUUAUCUGUUAGCUCUUCCUAUACAGAUCUUUGCUCAUUUUGCUCAUCUACUUACCAUUUGGGUGCAAAUAACUGAUUUGGCAGUGCUGCCAAUGCUGCCUUCCUGUCAGGGAAGUCCAGUCCUGUUGCGAAGGCACUGUGGAUGAGUACUUUCUUGCAGCAGCACAGAGAACAUGAGCGUUUAGAUGUUUAUAACCUUAAUAUUAAAAACCAGCAUGUGUGGGGAAAUAUUCUCCUUAGUAUUUUUAAUUCAGUUUGAGGGCUAAAAGCAUCAUGUUGCUGUGGGUCAAGUGUAUCUUCUUAGCAAGCAAGCACAGUAUGUUACCAUCAAGGAAAGUCAUGGACUUCUUGUUCCUCACAUUCCACAAAAUUUGUUUAAUGUCUGAAUUUCUUUUUGCUGCCUACUCCACUGAACUCUCCAGAGCUAGCCUUAAUGAUGCUACACUAGCUGCUAAUGCUGGAUAGACUUUUGACUGUGUAGACAAGGUGCUCUGGUGUGUUGCAAAGAAGAAAAUUGAUGUUUCUGGCACUUUUGUUAAGUGUAAACCUUUAGGGUUUUUUUUUUAUUAUUAUUUCUUGUGCAUUCUUCCUUUUGUUUUUCAUUUCUGAAACCUCAAUGUGUGUGUGAUCCAGGAACUUCAAAAACAAACAAACGCCAGCAAAAAGCACCUCAAGGGAAGCCUGAUCAGAAUUUGUGUCAGAAGAACAUAAAGCAAGGCAUUAAAACUAUCUAGUUUUCAGUCUCCCUUACCCUUUUUGAAAGUCUGAGACAAAACUGGAUCAGCUGUUCUUUCUAUGCAAAAAGCAUUAUUCCAAAGUGAUGGGAAGAAGCAUCUGCUCUGCAAAGACAUGAUGUAGAAUUGCUCUUUUGCAUAGGAAAGUUAAUGAAGUGUCAGAAUCCCUUCUCUCUCACUUUUAGAUAACCACUUGGU
Tympanuchus pallidicinctus (lesser prairie-chicken) is the source of this 5629-nucleotide messenger RNA. RefSeq names its product mitogen-activated protein kinase kinase kinase 9 (gene MAP3K9). The transcript has 11 exons. Gene Ontology annotation, biological process: protein phosphorylation. The record is from RefSeq and is a predicted model, not a curated record. Gene Ontology annotation, molecular function: protein binding; JUN kinase kinase kinase activity; ATP binding. NCBI's taxonomy places the organism in Eukaryota, Metazoa, Chordata, Aves, Galliformes, Phasianidae. Bases 37 to 3186 code for a protein of 1049 amino acids.